Messenger RNA from Trematomus bernacchii (emerald rockcod), 2089 nucleotides. RefSeq names its product myogenic differentiation 1 (gene myod1). Bases 156 to 1043 code for a protein of 295 amino acids. The record is from RefSeq and is a predicted model, not a curated record. Gene Ontology annotation, molecular function: protein dimerization activity; RNA polymerase II cis-regulatory region sequence-specific DNA binding; DNA-binding transcription factor activity, RNA polymerase II-specific. NCBI's taxonomy places the organism in Eukaryota, Metazoa, Chordata, Actinopteri, Perciformes, Nototheniidae. Gene Ontology annotation, biological process: muscle organ development; regulation of transcription by RNA polymerase II; positive regulation of myoblast differentiation. The transcript is spliced from 3 exons.
UCCAAAAACAAAAAGACUCAGACACUUUCUGGAUUUUCCUUCUUCUUCUUCUUCUUCUUCUUCAAAGUCAACUUUAUUGUCAAUCUUCCAGUUUUGUGUUCUUCUCCUCCUUCUCCUUCUUCUUCGGUGGUGUUUUAGAUUUUUUCUGUGUGAUCAUGGAGCUGUCGGAUAUCUCUUUCCCCAUCCCUGCCGCAGAUGAUUUCUACGACGACCCGUGCUUCAACACCACUGACAUGCACUUCUUCGAGGACCUGGACCCGCGCCUGGUGCACGCGGGCCUCCUGAAGCCGGACUCUUCUUCCUCGUGCCCCUCUCCCUCACCGUCAUCCUCCUCCUCUUCCUCCUCCCUGCACCACCACCACCAGGAUGAGCACGUGCGAGCCCCCAGCGGACACCACCACGCGGGCCGCUGCCUCCUCUGGGCGUGCAAAGCGUGCAAGAGGAAAACCACGGGCGCGGACAGGAGGAAGGCGGCCACCAUGCGCGAGAGGCGGCGGUUGGGGAAGGUGAAUGACGCGUUUGAGAACCUGAAGAGAUGCACAUCUGCCAAUCCGAACCAGAGGCUGCCCAAAGUGGAGAUCCUGCGCAACGCCAUCAGCUACAUCGAGUCUCUCCAGGCGCUGCUGCGCGGAGCAGGGGGGGGCGUGCCGGAGGAGAGCUUCUACCCGGGGAUGGAGCACUACAGCGGGGACUCGGACGCCUCCAGCCCCCGGUCCAACUGCUCCGACGGCAUGACGGAUUUCACCGGGCCCAGCUGUCAGAAAAACAGAAGAGGAAAUUAUGAAAGCUCGUAUUUCUCAGAGAAACAAAACGGUUCUCUGAAGAAUCGCAGCUCUGUUGUCUCCAGCCUCGACUGCCUGUCCAGCAUCGUGGAGCGGAUCUCAACCGACACCCCCUCUGCCCCCGAGCCAGACCAGAACCAGAACCAGAACCAGAACCAGAACCCAAUCCAGAACCCCAUCCAUACCCCCAUCCAUACCCCCAUCCAGACCCCCAUCCAGACCCCCAUCCAGGACCCAAACCUCAUCUACCAAGUCCUAUAAACCCCCACUAUCUCUACCUUUUAAUUGAGUUUAACUGAACUGAGUUUCACGACCUGUUUGCACCAGAUUCCUUCAAAAAAAAAAAAAAGUAUGGAAGCUCAUUUGUGCCAAGAAAGAAAUGAGAAUUCUGGGGAAAUCCUUUUGAGUUUAGUAAAAAACAACUUAAGACCCAUUUACUUAUUGCAAAAGUAUUUGUCGCUAUAGGUGGAGUGUGUUAUUUUAUAUCAGACUAACUCUACCUUUUAAUUUAAUUUAACUGAACUGAGUUUCACGACCUGUUUGCACCAGAUUCCUUCCAAAAGCCAAAUGUAUGGAAGCUCAUUUGUGCCAAGAAAAAAUGAGAAGGAGAAUUCUGGGGAAAUCCUUUUGAGUUUAUACAAAAAAAACGUAAGGCUCAUUUACUUAUUGCAAAAGUAUUUGUCGCUAUUGGUGGAGUUUCUUAUUUUAUAUCAGAUUUUAUAGAUUUUAUAAUUACCGAGCAAACUCCACGUGCAGAAGACGAUUUUGCAAAGACAAUAUUUUUGUAUUUUUAAGUCUUAAUCAAACAGCUUUUAAAUAAGUAUUUAAAAUAUUAGUUACAACAAAAAAAUAUAGAUAAUUAUUUCAAGAUAAAGUCGUGUAAUCUAAUUUUGACUUGUAUUUUGAACAUUUUAAGAAUAUAUUUUGUUGACCUGACAUGUAAAAAAAAAAUUUGAAAGAGGAUUCAAAGUGGAUUUUCUCAUUCCCAAGUUUCCAUACGCCAUAUUUAUUUUCCUGGCAUUAAUUAUCUUUCAUAUUUAACUAUAUUUAACCCUUGAAAUUCUCUUUCCUGCUGUAAAAAAAAGUGCAUUUUAGAUGUAAAAACCACUAUGAAUGCUGGGAAAUGUCGUUUUUAAACACAGGUUUAGUGAUGAAUACAACUCGGUUCAUUUCUUACAGUAUUUCAAUUUUAUUUUAAGUUAUGAGAAGUUAUUUUAAAGGCUGAUUUAGAGUCAGUCGUCCAGAUGGAUAUUUUUUUCUUCCUCUCUGUGCAAAAAGUCUAUUUGAUGAAGGACGGAGGCCAAACA